Molecule: messenger RNA, 2380 nt
Organism: Sorghum bicolor (sorghum)
Lineage: Eukaryota; Viridiplantae; Streptophyta; Magnoliopsida; Poales; Poaceae
Product: flowering locus K homology domain
Exons: 8
Coding region: 1-1743 (580 amino acids)
Biological process (GO): regulation of gene expression
Cellular component (GO): nucleus; cytoplasm
Molecular function (GO): mRNA binding
Source: RefSeq, a predicted model, not a curated record
AUGGAACGCCGCCGUACUCUGCUGCUGCUGCUGCUCGGCCGUGGUCGCACCACCGCCGUCAUUGUUGAUGAUGAUCGGUUCUGUGCUUCUUCUCCGGCAAUGUACUACGCUGGUGGUGGGUUGGGCGGAAUCCGGCACCGUUCCAGUGAUGAUGAUCAGGAGCGCGGCCGGAGUUUUUACACGGCAGCGCCCCCGGCGGACAGCGGUGGUCGUCACAGCGAGACUGGCCGAGCCUCACUUCUCUCUGGAGUAGACACUUCUCGGUAUUUCGUGGCAAGGGUGACACCUAUCCACCUCUCUGACUCCGGUCUCCACGAGCGCUCCACUCCGCACACGAAUCAGCCAUGCAGGCCUAGAUCCCCAGCCCUUCCUUCCUUCCGGCGGCAGUUCCUCGCCGGCGUCGUGCCCUCCCCUCCCCUCCCUCCACCUUCUCCUCAGGACUCAGAACUUAUGGACGAACAGGUGGAAAACUUUGUGGGGCAUGACAAAGGUGGAUUGGCCCAAGUUCCUUAUGACGGAGAGCAGCCAAACCCGUAUGAUGAUGUUGCGAAGCAGUACAGUGAAGAGCUAGGUGACCAGUACAAUGAGCAACCUGGUGCCCAAUAUGAUGAAGGGUCUGCGAAUCCGUAUAAUGAAGAGCAAGCAAACGUGUACAACGAGGAAACCGGGAAUCAGUACAAUGAGGACCCAACAAAUUCUUACCAGGAAGAGCUGGAGAAUGCAUUCAGUGGAGACCCGGACAUGGCACAAAAGGACAACUCGCAGGUCAACAAUGUUGACGAUGACAAAUGGCCUGGAUGGCCAGGAGAGAGUGUUUUCCGUAUACUGGUUCCAGCUCAGAAGGUCGGAGCUAUCAUUGGUCGCAAAGGGGAGUUUAUCAAGAAGAUGUGCGAGGAGACUAAAGCGCGCAUCAAAAUACUUGAUGGCCCGCCUGGUGUGCCAGAAAGAGCAGUAAUGAUUUCAGCAAAGGAUGAACCAGAUGCACCUCUCUCUCCAGCUGUGGAUGGCUUACUUAGAGUUCAUAAAAGAAUAACUGAUAGUUCAAAUGGUGAAUCUGGUCAGCUUCAACGAAGUGCUGGUAAUAUAGGACCAACACGUCUUCUAGUGCCAUCUUCGCAAGCUGGCAGCCUUAUUGGCAAGCAGGGAGCAACUAUUAAAUCAAUACAAGAUUCUUCUAAGUCCGUUGUCCGUAUUGUUGAGAAUGUGCCUCCUGUUGCACUAAAUGAUGAUAGAGUUGUGGAGAUACAAGGCGAGCCUCUUGGUGUCCAAAAAGCAGUGGAAUUAAUAGCGAGUCACUUAAGAAAAUUUCUUGUUGACCGCAGUGUUCUUCCAUUGUUUGAAACACAUAUGAAAAUGCAUGGUAUGCCGAGGGAGCAACCAGUGCCACCUCCCCAGCAUUGGGGCCCUCCUCAAACCUGGGGCCCUCCUCCGAACAUUCCUCCAGGUGGUCCUGGUUUUGGAGGAAAUCCACAGUUCAUACCUCCAAGGCCGCAAGACAGUUAUUAUCCUACUCCUGAUGCCCCCGCUAUGGAAAAGCAGCCGCACUAUGGUAUUUCUGCAUAUGGUCGGGAGGCCCCACCAAGUGGUGCUUCUGCUACAGGGAAUCAACCACUCUCUCAUGCAGGUUCUCAGGUGACUCAUAACAUGCACAUUCCCCUUAACUAUGCUGAUGCUGUGAUUGGGGCAGCUGGUGCUAGUAUCAGUUAUAUCCGUAGACACAGUGGCGCAACAGUAACUAUUUAAGAAAGCAGAGGUGCACCUGGAGAGAUGGCUGUGGAGAUAAUUGGGACUGCAGCCCAAGUUCAAACUGCUCAGCAACUGAUCCAGAAUUUCAUGGCAGAGGCUGCUGCCCCAGGCCCGGCGCCAGCUUCUAACCCUCCCGCUCCACCAGUUGAUCCGAGCUACGGCUCUUACCCACCACCAUAUGGAGCACCUCCUUAUGGUUCUUCUGUGGCCGCCAGGCCUCCUCUGCAGUACAAUGGUGGGAGCUAUGGUGGUCCGACCUACCCUCCCAGCUAUGGUUAUUAGUAUUCAAGUAGCAGCAAACCUCUUUUCUUGAAGGAUAAUCCUCAAUGCAAGGUGUCUUUUUCCUUGUGUGAUGGUAAGGAUUUAGUUGCUGAAUAAUGACUGUGUGGAGCUGAACGCCAUCCUGCUACUGUGUAUGAUAAAGAUCAUUUUGUUAGACACAUCCAUGAGUGUGUUAUGUGCUCGUUACUUGGUCAUUGUUAAUUCUGUGGUAUGUGAGCGACGACCGUGCAUCAUUAUGUAUGCAUGUCUUUGGGCACACUUAAAAGAUGAAGGUGAACCAAUGUUCUACGGUUUUGAAACAGAUGGAAACAACAUUAUGAAUAAUAGUAUUCUAGUCCGAUCAUGAGAUGUA